This is a messenger RNA of Melospiza melodia melodia, 2868 nucleotides long. RefSeq names its product chromosome 14 C5orf24 homolog (gene C14H5orf24). The transcript is spliced from 3 exons. The record is from RefSeq and is a predicted model, not a curated record. The coding region runs from base 79 to 546 and encodes 155 amino acids. Lineage: Eukaryota; Metazoa; Chordata; Aves; Passeriformes; Passerellidae.
GCAGCCGCCCGGCGCGGUGUGGGGAGGCGGCCGCUCCGCCCGCCGCCGCCGCCGCCGCCGCCCCGAGCCUCUCAGAAAAUGAUGCACCCUGUUGCCAGCAGUAAUCCAGCCUUCUGUGGGAGCGGCAAGAGCUCUUGCCUGAACGAAGACAAUGUGAGGGCUGCGGAUCAGUUUGACCUCUACGCCACGCAGCAGAGCAAGUACAGCCACGCAGUCAGCCACAAACCCAUUGCCUGCCAGAGACAAGAUGCCUUGAACGACCCCCACUUGCAGACCACAAGUGGCAGGAAUAUAGAGACAAAAGAUGAACUAAAGAAAAAGAAAAACCUGAACCGCUCCGGGAAGCGCGGCAGGCCGUCAGGGACCACCAAAUCUGCAGGGUACCGAACCAGCACAGGGCGACCCCUGGGGACCACCAAAGCAGCUGGAUUUAAGACAAGUCCAGGCAGACCCUUGGGUACAACUAAAGCAGCAGGAUACAAAGUCAGCCCAGGCAGACCUCCAGGAAAAAAGCAGCAAGCCUUCAGGUGUUCCAGUGAUGCCUAACACAUUUUGAGCUGGACUUUUGCUGUACUUUACAAUAGGUGUGUUGAAUUGUUUUGGGGGAACUCUGUAUGGACUGGCAACUAAGACAAUGAACCUCAACUUUUACUGGAUGGCUCCUUAGUCAGUACAUGAACUAAUGGCAGCUAAAUUGCUACUAAGGAAUAGUUUCUUCAUGCUGAAGCUCUGAAAUCCAGUUGUUCUGUUCCUCAACAAACUCUCAAGUCUGAAAUUUAGCAGUCUCUCUCAGAAGAUGUAACUUCUGACACAUGCAAAAUGCUAACGUGAGUUCAUUCACCCUCAGGAUCUGUGUUGCAUUGGCAGUUUUUAAUCAGAUAAUUUUUCAACAAAAGACUGCUUUAAGUUCUUUCCUGAACUCAGCUGGGCAAGCAGUCCUCUUCAGCUGAAUGUGUAAGUGCAGGAGUGUCACAGCUCGCUGGCAAGGAACGUGUUGCAUGUCACCACUGUCCCUUGGAGAAACUCCACUCCUUACCUCCUCCUGCUGAUCCUGUUUGCUCCUGUCCGUUCCUCACUUGUGCAUCCACUCAAUGGUGCUGUGCUGUGUGUCAGGAGAUAAUGCAGAUGUAUUGCUGUUCUGCUAGUAUCAUUUGUAUUCAAGUAUGCUGAUGAAAUAAUGAAAUCACCUAAGCAAUUUCUGUUCAUUACAGUGGUUAUUAAUUAUAUCAGAUGAAAUAUAAUCCCAGUAAAAACUAAUUAAUGUUGUCAGUUGUGAAAUGAUGAGCAUCAAAUAGAAAAGUGUUCAGAGAGCCUGCAGUGCUGCUUGGCGCUCUGGAUUGAGGAAGGAGAUCAGAAGUGCACUGCUGGUGUUUCCUAAUUCUGCUUUAUUUUACAUCUGACUGGAGUUUACUGGUGCCAUGCAGUGAAGGGAAAAAAAAGAGGAGAUUCAAAGUGACUAGAAAUGGAAUUUUCAAAUGCUUCUGUUCUUCCUAUGUAUACUCUGCAGAAUACAUUGUGCUUUUUUCAACACUUUUUUUUUUCAUGAGAAACACUGAAACAGCAUGUUAAUGCCUAAACUUUAUUAGUACCAAUGGGAAAACUGGCAUUUUCCUCCCAUAGUAUGAAAACAUUACUUGUAAGGUAAAUUGCUUAUUUUAUAUUAUAUAUCAUAAUUCAGCUAUUCAUAAGCUAGGAUCACUGUUGUGUGUUAACACUGUUCAGAAGACCGACAUGUCAAGUUUAGGUUUUAAUAAUUUCUUUUAAUUAUCAAGUUUCUAAUGUCUUAUUUAUACAUAAAUGAAAUGUAUUAGCUUGCUAUUAUUCCUUAAUGAUGCUAUAAAGUUCACUGUUUAAGAUACAUAUAGUAACUACUAUUCAUUUUCUUGAUUAAAUUUACUUAAACUUUAAAACCAAAUAAUUUUGCUACUAUAAAGUCUUGCACUGGACAGAUUCAAGAUGCUAGCACCAUAUUUUGGCAGAAAAAAAAUCAGAUACCAUCAGAAGCAGCUGACUUUGGUAUCAAAGAUGGUAUUUUUAAAAUCAGCACUUAGCUUUGUCAUUAAAGCAAUGUUCUUUAUAUCUUGGACUUAGUUUAAAGUAAUCAAAUUAACUAGAGCCAUUAAAGAUCUCUCUUCUGAAUGAAUAUAUUUUCAUUUUGUCUGAAGGAUCUUAAUGUUCAGUCAGGACAAAAUGAAGCCUUGUCAGUGAAAAGUGAUGUAUCUGUGAAGAGAAUUACCUGGAACUACAAUACACUGAGUAAUUCAGAUGAGAAUUUAACUCCCUUCCCCAUUUUGAAGAGCUUUAAAAGGCAGAGCAAUGUGAAGUCAUUUGUGCAAUGGUUUCAUUAGCUGUGGCUCUGCUGGUCUUUGUUAUAUGUAUAAUAAUGUUUCAUGCUCCCCUUAGAGUUGACAGUUAAAACAGCUGAUAACAAUCAUAAAUACUUGGAACUGCAAACUUCAUUUCUGAUUACAAAAAGUUUAUUCUUCUCUAUUUUAAUGCAUAUAUUUUAACACUGCUAAAUAUAUUUAUGACUUUAGUAGACACUAGACCUUUCUCCUUGUGACUUUUUUUUGAAAUAGAAGAAUCUGUAUUCUGAAAUUUGAACCACUUUCUGUUCCUUCAGUCUUGCAUCAUUUGCUUUUCCACUGGUUUACUUUGGGGGUAACAGUAAUCUGUUAAGUAAUUAGUAUCAGCACCCUGUCCUCUGCUGUAAAAAGCCUGAUUAGAUACUGUGUAUGUUUUUAUGUCCAUGAACUUGAGCUACUCGUGUGCAAUUAUGUGUAUGGGAAUGGAGUAGUGUUCAUGAUCUGUAUUUACAUCAUCAUAUGGAUGUAUAUUUAUUAAUAAAGUUAAUACUUUAAAACCUAA